This is a messenger RNA of Artibeus jamaicensis (Jamaican fruit-eating bat), 872 nucleotides long. RefSeq names its product G0/G1 switch 2 (gene G0S2). NCBI's taxonomy places the organism in Eukaryota, Metazoa, Chordata, Mammalia, Chiroptera, Phyllostomidae. The record is from RefSeq and is a predicted model, not a curated record. The transcript has 2 exons. Gene Ontology annotation, biological process: positive regulation of extrinsic apoptotic signaling pathway. Gene Ontology annotation, cellular component: mitochondrion. The coding region runs from base 172 to 483 and encodes 103 amino acids.
CUGCCGAGGUGUCAGCUGCGGAGUCUCCAUCUGGCAGAGCCGCAGCUGCCUAAGAGGAGGAGAGCGGAGCCCGCCGGGCCGACAGACGCGCCCCCUGCCCCCAGCUCGCGCAGCCUCCCGGGCGCUCGCCGCAGUUCAGGUCCCUCCCGCCCCCAGGAGCCCAGAGCCGGGAUGGAAACGGUACAGGAGCUGAUCCCCCUGGUCAAGGAGAUGAUGGCCCAGAAGCCCAGCGGGAAACUGGUGAAGCUGUACUUGGUGGGCGGCGUGCUGGCCCUGUUAGGCGUGGUGCUGGGCCUGAUGGAGACCGUGUGCAGCCCCUUUACGGCCGCCAGCCGCCUGCGCGAGGAGGAUGCUGCCUUGGCCGCGCUGCGGGCUGUCCGGGAGCGCCGGGCCCUGCAGGCAGAAGCCCUGCGGGAGAAGGACAAACAACCGGACGCCAUCCUCUGCAGCCGGGCCCUAGCCAACCGGCAGCACGCCUCCUAGAAACUGUGGGAGACCAGUAGAGGUGAAAGAAGAGAGAGAGAGAAAGACAGAGAGAGAAAGAAAGAGAGAGAGAGACCCAGAAACUAACACUGAUUCAAGUAGAAGAGAGCCUGAGUCCUGUGCUGUUUGGACGGGCUUUGGAGAAGCCACUGACUCCUGGAGAUGAGCUAGCUCGCAGCUCCACCACGAGCAGUCUGGGAUGAGUUUCGCUGCUGUGCAGCGCCAGAGAAGGAUGACAUGUCCAAAACUCCGUAUCUUUGAGCCCGGUGCAUCUACCAUUUGCACUAGAGCAGAAGGAGGAGAAGUGCUUUUUAUAUUAUCGGUAUUAUUAUUAUUAUUAUUGUUUUUACAAUGACCAUCAUUUUUAAAUAAAAGAUAUUUUAAUACAA